GUGACGUGUAGGCCCGAAUUUGCCGGUUCCCCCAUCUACUUUCAUCCCUUCUUUCAAGGUGAGAAUCAUGUCUUUGUGGGCUUGAAAUGCCACUGGAUACGUCUGGGCCCAUGUUGGUAUGCUGUUUGAGCCAUUUGAACGGCUUGAAUCGAUGGGAAAAUGCUGGAUGCGUGGUUGAAAGUUUGGAUGUAAUUGUGCAUCGCUGAACUCGAAUCAGCCAGAACUUCGUGUUCCUCGACUGUCGUUGUCCCUCCGUUUAUUCUGGACUCAUUGUGGCUGCUUUUUCAUGAUUUGGAAUUUGAGUGCUCAAACUUGGCAUUAUUCUUAGGCUCGCUGUACUUCAAAAUGCCACCAAAGGCUACGGAGAAGGUUGACUCAAAACCGGACGCCGCUCCCAAGGAUACUAGUGGGGGCGAUGAGACAACAAAAGCUCUUCUUACCAGGAAAGCCGCCCUCAAAGGAGUCAACUCGCAUGGGUGGCGCAAGAUCUACACCACGCCGAGAUUCCGUCGUCCAAAGACACUCCGCUUGCCUCGUGAGCCUCGGUACCCUCGCAAGGCUAUUCCCUCCUUCCCCAAGAUGCUGGAGUAUAGCACUCUCCGUUACCCUCUUAACACUGAGAGUGCUAUGAAGCAGAUUGAGGACCAUAACACGUUGGUCUUUAUCGUUGAUCUGAAGGCGACAAAGCCGCAGAUUGGGAAGGCGAUCAAGAAGUUGUAUGGUGUUCAACCACUGAAAGUAAACACUUUGAUUCGUCCUGACGGCAAGAAGAAGGCUUACGUUCGCCUGACACAAGAUUACGAUGCAUUGGAGGUUGCGAACAAGAUUGGGUUCAUCUAAACCGACAGGCGCAACGUACUCGUCAUAUACUCCCUUUAUCGUGUCUCCAUCGCAACAAUCUUUCCAUUCGCUUACCCUCUCUGCUACCUCUGCAAUGCUUUGUCAUAGUAUGCAUUAUUGUCAUUACGCAUUAUGUUGCCUAUUCCAUUUCCCUCGCUUCUCUG
Cantharellus anzutake is the source of this 1004-nucleotide messenger RNA. Its product is annotated as ribosomal protein L23/L15e core domain-containing protein. Gene Ontology annotation, molecular function: rRNA binding; structural constituent of ribosome. Gene Ontology annotation, biological process: translation; ribosomal large subunit assembly. The coding region runs from base 346 to 840 and encodes 164 amino acids. The record is from RefSeq and is a predicted model, not a curated record. Gene Ontology annotation, cellular component: ribosome; cytosolic large ribosomal subunit. The transcript has 4 exons. Lineage: Eukaryota; Fungi; Basidiomycota; Agaricomycetes; Cantharellales; Hydnaceae.